Chelmon rostratus (copperband butterflyfish) is the source of this 2500-nucleotide messenger RNA. RefSeq names its product kelch-like family member 38b (gene klhl38b). The record is from RefSeq and is a predicted model, not a curated record. The transcript is spliced from 5 exons. Gene Ontology annotation, molecular function: protein binding. Bases 109 to 1866 code for a protein of 585 amino acids. NCBI's taxonomy places the organism in Eukaryota, Metazoa, Chordata, Actinopteri, Chaetodontiformes, Chaetodontidae.
AGGAACAAGGUACAGGAAAAUGUCAAGACAUCAGAUUUUCUGCUGAGAUCUUGGUUUGAAUUCAGAGUGGGACCCCCAGAGCACAUAAAUAGAGGCAAGAGGAGCAGCAUGGACCAACCAGCCAUCAAGGUCUUCCACUACAAAGACAAGGAGCAGUCCUCCAACCUGCUCCUGCAGCUCAACAGACUGAGACAGGAGAACAUCCUGACCGAUGUGUCACUGUGCUCAGAUAACACUGAGAUCCCCUGUCACCGUAAUGUCCUCGUCUCCAGCAGCCCCUACUUCAGAGCCAUGUUCUGCAACAACUUCUUGGAGAGGAAGCAGGCCAAAAUUAACUUAAAGGGCAUCACAUCAGCCAUUCUGAGCAGUAUCAUUGACUAUGUUUACACGGGACUCAUUAGUAUUAGCAUGGAUAUUGUGCUGCCUCUGAUGCAGGCGGCAUCCAUGUUGCAUUAUGGCCGCCUUUUCGAGGCCUGCUCAAGCUUCCUUCAGGAGCAACUGAGCCCUGACAACUGUUUGAGCAUGAUAAGACUCUCUGAGAUCAUGAGUUGUAACAGUCUGAGAGACAGAGCAAAGGAGAUGGCCAUGAAGAGCUUCUCUGAUGUGUCCUCAUCUGAGGAUCUGUGCGAGCUGUCCCUAGCAGAGCUCAUGCAAUACCUGGAGGAUGAUAGUCUUUGUGCGGAGGAGGAGCAGGUCUUUGAGACACUUGUUGCUUGGAUCCACCAUGAUCCUUUAUCCAGGCGCGGUUCUAUUAGUGACCUUUUCAAGAAAGUUCGUCUUCGCCACAUCCAUCCCACCUACCUCUUCCAAUUCAUAGCCAACGACCCUCUGAUCCAGUCCUCCACCCUCUGCACUGAGCUCAUAGACUCCGUGAGACGCCUGAUGUUUUCCGUCAACACAAAAUGCAUUGAAGACACAGCAGUUGACUUCAAACCUCUCUGGGUGGCACCGAGACGCUACUCCUACCACGACAUGUUGGUGGUGGUAGGAGGAAGGAAGAACAACGAGCAGACCUCGAGGGAGGCCCUCGUCUUUGACGAGAAGAGCGAGAAGUGGCAGUGGCUCGCCAAGCUUCCCGUUCGUCUGUAUAAAGCAUCCUACGUCGCCCUUCACAGUGUCUUGUAUGUGAUCGGAGGAUUGACCACAAACACAAAGUGCAGCCAAGUCAGUACGACCGUCUACACCCUCUCCCUCAAGACGAACCAGUGGCGGACAGCAGAGCCCAUGCUGGAGCCACGCUUUGCCCACCAGAGUGUCUCCUACCUCCACUUCAUCUUUGUCCUGGGUGGACUCGGGCCUGACAGACGACUGACAGACAGUGUGGAGAGGUACAACAGUAUGUUCAACCAAUGGGAGCGUAUGGCGCCCAUGCCUGAGGCUGUGCUGCACCCUGCAGUGGCUGCUACUAACCAGAGGAUCUACGUGUUUGGAGGAGAGGACGCCAUGCAGAACCCAGUCAGAAUAAUACAGGUGUAUCACAUUGCCAGGAACAUGUGGUCUAAGAUGGAGAACAGAACAGUGAAGAAUGUGUCUGCUCCAGCUGCCAUUAUAGAUGACAAAAUCUACAUCAUUGGAGGAUACACCAGGAGAGUAAUCGCUUACGACACCAAGGCCAACCGGUUCAUCAAGUGUGCCAACCUGAAGGAGAGGAGGAUGCACCACUCUGCCACCAUUCUCAAUAACAAACUCUACGUCACCGGCGGACGUCACAUUAACGGCCAUGACGUCAUCGAGGACUCAGACAUUUUCGAGUGCUAUGACCCAAAGACAGACACUUGGACGUCUAAGGGUACUCUGCCAUAUAAACUGUUUGAUCAUGGCUCCUUGACCCUGACGCAUGUCUCACACACGUGGGCCAAAUCAUAGCUGAGGUCUGACUCAUAUUUGACAUUAUUCAUUUGAAUUGAAUGACUGUCAAUCAAAAAGUAUUCAUGCAGAGAAAAUGACUUACUGGAAAUACAGUGAUUUCACUAUGUAGCAGGUCUCCACCACUCAUGCUUUCAUUAAUGAUGGACUGUUUAAAAGUGCUUGAAAUACAGAAUCAUGCACACCUGGGACAUUCAUGUAUAUAUAAGAAUUUUGAUACUGAAAAUGUUUCUUUCAAUAUUCCAUGUCUUUUCUAUGUUUUUUUUAUUUGACAAGCAAACCUAAGAAAACAAGCUGCCCUGCUGCACAGCCCCUUCUUAACUGGCUUGACUUCACAAAUGGUGAAAGUGCUAUUUUCGGCCUGCUCUAAAUCAUGAGAUUUCACUUGUCAUGUUUAAAUCCUGGGGCUGUGUACUGUUUGGUGCAAGUCAAAGCUGUGCUCAGCUGUUAGGUCUGAACGUGCUGCUGAGUCUGGUGAACUUUUGGAUCACGAUCUGUUACUUCAAGGCAAAAUGAUGAUGAAGUUAUUGUGAUAACACUGACACCAAAUAUUAUAUGCAGCAGAAUUUUGCUAAAAUAUAACUUCAGAUUGCAUUUAAAGUUUUAGGCUUCUGUAUUUUUCCACUGCUUUGGA